UUCCCAAACUUCAUGUUUCAACCCUACGUAUUAACCAUCCCCACUCAUCCUUCGAUUUCAGAGGGCAAUGGCUGCUGCUGUCAGUUUCUCCGGUCGAACCCCAUGCCCACGUUUGAACUCCAAGGCAGAGGAAUGGCUCGCCCACGGACCCAGCUUGCCCUACAAAGGAACUUGUCAUUUUAACAACAGCAAGAUAAUACCUCAGCAUGGCCUUUAUGUAAGAAGGCAGGCAGAAAGCAGAAUGUUCAGAGGCCGCAUACCUGUUAGAGCUACUUUCUCAAAUAGAAACUCAAGUUUUGGGUCAAGUUCAACGUCUUCAUCAGAUACAAUCAACAGAUUCUACACAUGCAUCAAUGAGAAGAACUUGAAGCAACUACGUGAAAUCAUAUCCGAAGACUGCUAUAUUGAGGACUGCUCCUUUCCCCAACCAUUCCAGGGAAAAAAGGAUUUUAUGCAGUUUUUGGAACAACUUACCGCAUGCAUGGGCCAGAAUGUUAAGUUCACAAUUGGACCUGUUUGUGAAGCAGAUGAGUUGGCCGCUGGAGUGAAAUGGCACUUGGAAUGGAAAAAGAAACAGAUCCCCUUCACCAGAGGCUGCAGCUUCUUUGAGUGUUCAAAACAGGGAGAAAGAAUAAUUAUUAAGAAAGCGCAAGUCGUGAUUGAAUCACCAUUCAAGCCAGGAGGCUUUGCUCUGAUUCUGUUGAAGACUGUGACGUCAUUAUUUGAUGAUUUCCCCAAGGCCACCGAAUGGUUCCUGAGGAGUCCCCACGUAGUAUUACAAUGGGCACUAAGGAUUUACGCCAUUCUUGUGGCACCUUUUAUCAAUCCUCUACUGGAAGGCUACAUAAAGUUUUGGAAUGUUGUGGCUCGAGCUCUUCUCUUGGCAUUUAACAUCUUGCGCUACAUUUCUAAAUUCUUCUUCAACUAGACGAAGACGGCAUGCAAGGCUAGCAGUACUAGAGCAAUGGAUUCACGUCAACUGUCAGUGAUCAGGGAGUCAUCAAUGUUAAUACAAUUGGACCAGGUGUCUAACAAUGAGAGAACCAAUAAUGGUCUAAGAACAGAAGCUGGGAGGGGCGGAGGCCAGCCUGCUAAUUAAGGCAACAAUGGAACCAUUCUUCUCUCUUUUUAUUUAUUUAUUUUUUUAAAAAACUGGGUUUCUCUUGUUACAGUCUUC
Juglans regia (Persian walnut) is the source of this 1177-nucleotide messenger RNA. RefSeq lists its product as uncharacterized. The transcript has 6 exons. NCBI's taxonomy places the organism in Eukaryota, Viridiplantae, Streptophyta, Magnoliopsida, Fagales, Juglandaceae. The coding region runs from base 68 to 928 and encodes 286 amino acids. The record is from RefSeq and is a predicted model, not a curated record.